This is a messenger RNA of Mucor velutinosus, 384 nucleotides long. RefSeq lists its product as uncharacterized. The transcript has a single exon. The record is from RefSeq and is a predicted model, not a curated record. The coding region runs from base 1 to 384 and encodes 127 amino acids. Lineage: Eukaryota; Fungi; Mucoromycota; Mucoromycetes; Mucorales; Mucoraceae.
AUGCAAGCACCCUUGAAUUUUGGUAAUGCUCCAAAGUACAAUCAACUGUACAUUUACGAUCCCGAGUAUGCUGCUGCAUGUCGAUCUGCCAACCCCAGAAAUCAGCAUUUAGAUGAUUCAAUCAUUGAAGCAUUAAGUGAAAUGAUUGAUGACCCGGUUCGUUGUGGUAACCCAUUUGUACGUAUCUACAAGCAUGCCCACGAGAUUCUGAGUGCAGAGGAAGAACGACAAGCCCAAGAUCAUGUCAGCGAGGAUGCGUAUAUUCGACCCAAUCCUCAAAUGAGACUGGAAUUGGCUGUCGCUGAAGAAAGGCGUACUCAGAACUUGCCAACUGUCAACGAAAUUUCAUGUCAAAAACUUGAUUUCAAUAGAGGAUUUAUUUAA